AUUUAUGAAGAUAUUUGAAAAGGAUAAGAAACAAAAGACACGUGGAAGAACUGCGGAGGUCGUUGGAAAUAGAGCGGGUUUUGUUCCGAUAAACCAAACAACGACGGUCUGAAACGAAACGGGUUUUAAAUAUCUCUCCGCCGUCUUUUCGAUCACUUUUUUUCGUUUCUUUUUUGCAUUUUCAACGGCUGUCCGCGACCAAACCCAUCUUCCAAGGUUUUCUCCUCUCUCUGUCUGCUUUUUCGUUCCCAAAAUCUUCAUCAUUGGGGCAUCUCCAGGUUCCCAAGUUUUCCUUUUUUAUCGGUUUUGUUGGGAUUAUUGGAAACUCAACUCUACACGCAAUACUACUACUCCCCUUUGGUUCUUUCUGUGUUUUUAUAAAGUUUGAUACUUUAACCGUUUUUUCUUAUUAAUGGGGUAUAAUCAGCCUGAUCCAGAUGCUCUUCGUUGGGGUCUCCUCGAUCUCGAAGUGUGCACCCUCACAAACGCUGGCUCUUGCGGCAGCGUUACGCGUUACGAGACAGAUGAUGCUGCUGUCGCUCAAGGCUACGUUAGAGAAGGUUACAACCAGCCUCUCACUGGUUAUGCAGACAACGAUGCGGUUUUAGCUCAGUUUUACCAGGACGAGUUGUCUAGAGUUGAACGAGCUGAAGAAGGGUCUCAUCUGAGGCUUAGUGAUAAUCCUAGUCGGAUCUCUGUUGUUUCACAAGAGUGGCCUCAUCACCCUCUUCAAGGGGAAGCUGUUGAUAUUUCUCGUGAAAGUGACAUGGAGGAUAGGAUUCAGGGAGCGCAGAGUGCUCCAGCUCGUGGUGAUGAUGAUGAGUCAGAUUGUUCUGUGGAGAUAGAGGAAGAGUCUUGGUCUUUGGAUUCUGAGGUUGGCAAGCGAAUGAACCAAUUGAUACCUAUUGCUCAUGUGCCGAAAAUCAAUGGGGAGUUACCGUCAGAGGAUGAGCAGGUUUCUGAUCAUGAACGGCUCUUUCAGAGAUUACAGCUUUAUGGCUUGGUGGAGAACAAGAUAGAAGGAGACGGAAACUGCCAGUUUCGGUCACUGUCAGAUCAGCUAUACCGCUCUUCAGAGCAUCAUAAUUUUGUCAGAGAACAAGUUGUUAAUCAGGUUGAGAGAUAUAUAGUAUCAAGAAAUGAAUCUAGUUCCCUCCAUAUCAGCUUGCAUUUGACAUUCUCUCAUAUUUUGUUUCAGCUUGCGUAUAAUCGAGAGAUGUAUGAAGGUUAUGUUCCAAUGGCGUACACUGACUAUCUUAAAACAAUGAAACGGAAUGGAGAAUGGGGUGAUCACGUUACUCUUCAGGCUGCUGCUGAUUGGUAUGGUGUUAGGAUGUUUGUGAUAACUUCAUUCAAGGAUACAUGUUACAUUGAGAUCUUGCCUCAUCUGCAGAAGUCUAAUCGCCUUAUAUGUUUAAGCUUCUGGGCUGAGGUUCAUUACAAUUCAAUCUAUCCUGAAGGAGAGCUGCCGGUACAGGAAGGCAAGAAGAAGAAGAAAUAUUGGGUUUUCUGAGCUCUGAUGGGAGCGUUGAUGAAGUCUGAAUAAUAUUUAACAUGUUUAUUCUUGUUGCUAACUUUAGUUCUAGAGAGCAAUAUGCUCUUGUACAUUACUUAGACUUAUAGCAUUCUCAUUUGUUUUGUUUUUAAGAUUUACUUUUAUAGGUGUGGUAAUAAAUAAAUAGAGGAAGGUUAUAGCUC
This is a messenger RNA of Brassica napus (rape), 1698 nucleotides long. Its product is annotated as OVARIAN TUMOR DOMAIN-containing deubiquitinating enzyme 9-like. The coding region runs from base 413 to 1513 and encodes 366 amino acids. Gene Ontology annotation, biological process: protein deubiquitination. NCBI's taxonomy places the organism in Eukaryota, Viridiplantae, Streptophyta, Magnoliopsida, Brassicales, Brassicaceae. The record is from RefSeq and is a predicted model, not a curated record. The transcript is spliced from 9 exons. Gene Ontology annotation, molecular function: cysteine-type deubiquitinase activity.